AUGGCGGCCUCAGUGCUAUCUUUCGGCUCUAGUGUUGCUCUUCUCACCUUGUCGUACAUGGAACAUUCAAGAUCCCUUCGGCCAUCUAUGCUACUCAAUGGCUAUCUCUUCGCUACUGUCAUACUCGAUGCUGCAACUCUUCGAACACUCUGGUUAAUGCCGCACUUCUCUGAUCGCAUUCGCAAUAUCUUCACAGUCGCUCUUGCCAUCAAAGCUGUGGUUCUCUUGCUUGAGGCUAGAGGUAAAAGAGCUUACUACAAUGCAGAGAGGAACAUGAGUCCGGAAGAUUUCAGCGGCAUCUAUGGUCAAGCACUUUUAUCGUGGUUGAAUCGCUUGAUCUGGCAGGGCGCUCGCCACUUGUUGAAGCCAGAGGAUCUGUAUGCCAUUAGUGAUGAUGUUGCAUCCGAAACACUCAGCUCCCGAUUCUCGCAAGAAUGGGAAAUACACAAGAACAUCGGCUAUGGUUUGAUCGGUGCCUAUUUUGUUGUGUUUUUAAGCAUGCUUCGUGGCACACUCAUUACUGCAGUCUAUGGCAAAGCCACCAACAUCGUUGCUAUAGCAAAAGACAACAAAGCUUCGAUUACAUUGAUGAGCACCGAUGUUGAGCGUACUACUCGUGGCUUAAUUGACUUACACGAGAUGUGGGCAAAUAUUGUCCAGGUCGGUAUUGCCACAUGGCUGCUUGAAGUUGAACUUGGUGCUGCGUGUGUGGGUCCUGUCAUCGUUGCUCUAGCUGCAGUAGGUACUACCAUAUGGUUCUCUGGCUACACCGCUUCGUUCCAGCUCCUUUGGAUUGACAAGGUCCAAGCAAGAAUUGGGAUAACUACCUCGAUUCUCGGCUCUAUGAAAGCUAUCAAACUUUCUGGUUUGACUUCGAGAGUAGGGGGCCUUCUGCAGCGAUCUCGUGUCCAUGAACUUGACGCCGCCAGACGAUUUCGUACCCUUUCCUCCAUCUCGGUGGCUAUAGGAAACGUGCCACAGCUUAUAGCACCUGUUCUGACUUUUGCAAUCUACGUUGGUCUCUCCUUCAAAGACCACACUGCAAUCGACACGACCAAGUUGUUCACAUCGCUGGCUCUCAUUCUUCUUGCGUCUGAGCCUCUGUUUAUGCUGAUCAAUGGCCUCAUCGAAUUGCGCUCAGCAAUCGGCUGUUUCGCACGCCUAGAAACCUUCUUGCAAGCUCCAGCACGACGUGAUACUCGAACCAUUGUACCCCCUGACCCGAAACACGAUCGCUCCCUGACUGGUCGUAGCCCUAACGCUAUGGCUAUGCACAAUGCUUCGUUUGGCUGGAAGGAUGGUGAUCAGUCGACCAUUAAGAACAUCAGCCUAAAGGUGCCUGUUUCUGACUUGGUCAUGAUCACCGGCCCCGUUGCUUGUGGCAAGACUACACUGCUGAAGGGAAUACUUGGUGAAACGCCCGUGACUGAGGGCAGAGUUGAGCUUUCGAGCUCUAGUAUUGCCUGGUGCGAGCAAUCUCCUUGGCUGAUGCUGGAUUUGAGCACUAAGACCGUCAUCUACGAACGUCUCUUAGGACAGCGAGGCCUACUGCGCAGAUGGAAGACAACGGUCAUCAUGACGAUCGGAGCAUCUAAGUUUCUUCCUAGAGCGGACCUCAUUGUUGUUCUUUCUUCGAACGGCACAAUCGAAGGACAGGGCACCUUCCAGGAAUUGCGUGCUGCAGGCAACAGCGCGGCCAGAUACAUCACCUCGAUGGUAGCUAAUUCAGCAGAGAACACUACACCGGAUUCUACAAGCAGUAAAAAAGCUGCGGGCGCUGGUAAGACACAUGCUGCUCAAAGUGACAGCAAGGUGGAUGACAAGAUUCUGGAAGCAUCUCGUCAGAGAGGUGACUUUGGCAUCUACAAGUAUUACUUUGCAUGCAUUAGCUGGACGGUGGCAGCGAUCUUUCUCCUGUUACAGCUCACAUAUGCCUUCUUUUCCACCUUUCCUACGGUCUGGCUCAAAUGGUGGGCGGAUGCAGACAAGCAAGAGUCUCAUUCGAGAUACGGCUACUACAUUGGCAUUUACACAGCACUUCAGAUUGUGGCUUUGGUACUUUCUGCUGCAGUGACUUGGAUCAUCAUCGACGGCCUGGAUCUAUCGACUAUUCGGCGGGAAACACUACGCUCCCGCCUCAUCUGUAUCACAGAAGAGCCAUUCCUGUUCCCAGAAAGCGUUCGAGAUAAUCUCGCUCUCGACUCCACGACCAUGGAGGACCAAAACUUGGUGCGAGUGUUGCAACAGACGGGACUUUGGGAAACCAUAGAUGCAAAAGGAGGAUUGGACGCCAAGAUGGAGGAUGUACAUCUGAGUCAAGGAUCCAAGCAACUUUUCAACAUUGCAAGGGCUUUGCUGAGGAAAGAUGAAGGCAAGGUGUUGGUCAUGGAUGAAGCCACCAGCAGUAUCGAUACCGAGAUGGACAUCAAGAUUCAAUCUCUCAUCAUGAAAGAGUUUGCCGAACACACUAUCAUCUCGGUGGCUCAUAAAUUGGAUACCAUUGCUGGGUUUGACUUUGUGGGUGUUAUGGAUGCUGGCAAAUUGGUUGAAUAUGGCAACCCUAAGGUUUUGUUGCAGCAACACUCAUCGAGAUUUAAGGAGUUGUGGGAUGAGCGCUAG
Aureobasidium musti is the source of this 2619-nucleotide messenger RNA. The record is from the annotation of a GenBank genome assembly. Lineage: Eukaryota; Fungi; Ascomycota; Dothideomycetes; Dothideales; Saccotheciaceae.